AUGCUUGGGUAUCUCACCCGCAUAGUGCGGCAGAUCAUCCCCACGUUCCUUACCGCAUACUUGCUGUGGGCUAUCAAGUGCACCGCGGUGGAUGUGGCGUACAAACACUUUCUCCUCAACGACCAGCCAGUCAUUGCAGCUCUGUACGGCGCCGCGGCCAUCUUCCUCCUCGGCCACGUUACCCUCCUGUUCACGUACCUCUGGUUCCUCUCCGCCGACCACUCUCUCCCGUCUGCCUCGCCGCCAGACUUGGACACCGUCUUUGAGUGUAUCCCGCCUCCCUCCAAUGUCCAUGCCAUCCACAGCAAGCAGAAGGACUUGGACGAACACAUCAUCGUCCGCUCGCACGACCAUGACGCCAUCACCCAGCUCGUGCAGCGCUGCGAGACCUGUGAUGGCGCUCCCAAGCCUGGACGCGUGAGACAUUGUCGCACCUGUGGUAAAUGCCGCACCGCGUAUGACCACCACUCUCCUACUCUUGCCACCUGCCUCACCGCGCCUUACCUCCCGGCCUUCCUCGCGAUCCUCAUCCUGGGCACUCUGGCGACAUUCCUCCUUGCGGCCCCGCUCUAUACGCAUCUAUGGUACCACGGUGUCAAGGCAUGGGACAUGUCUCGCUCAGACGGAAUGCGUUCGCAGCCGCUGUUGUGGCCAGACUUGCCGCGCUGGUGGCCCGACUCCCAACCGUGGUGGCCCGACUCGCUGUCGUGGCCUGACUCGCCGCUGCAUCUCUGGACCGCCCAGUCAAUCUCGUUCAUCCAGGCCUGGGACGGCGUUCCCAGCUUUGAAGUGGCCGGAAUGUUCCUCCUAGCCCACAUCCUUGCUGGCAUUGCAAUCUUCUUGCUGUAUAGCCUCGUCUCGAACAUCCGCGUCGGCGACUUCACCAUCGACAUGUGGCGCGCUGCGACGUACGACAAGGCCCUCGACGCUGCCGCAAUGAGCUACGCGCUUGGCGAGGACAUGUCGGACAAGACGGCCGCCGCCCUGGCGCGGUUCAGUCCCAAGCUGUGGUUCUUCGUUCCCACGCCCACGCCGACCCACUCCACCCGGUCGGCGGGCAGCUUUGGCGAAGGCGUCCUGGGUGUCGUCCUGCCCAUCCUCGACGGCGAACGCCCGUACGACCUCGGCCCCGCGUCCAACUGGGACAACUUGGUCGCUGACGGUCGUGGCUGGUUCUGGGUUCUCCCGUGGAACGCAAUUGAGCCACUCAACCAGGACCGGUCCGUCGUCAUCAACCCCGCUGUCAAGGCCCGCCUCGAAGAGACGGCCCGCGAGGUGCUCGUUCUAGACAAGGACCACAACGGCUCCAACUGUGCCAACGUCACGCCGGGACGCAAGACCAAGGCCCAGUCCCAGCGCGACGCCCUCGGGGUCAAGCGAGAGAAUGGUCUUGACCACGACCACGAGCAGCCUGCCGGGCCACGCCGCUCAUCCAGGCGUAUCGCCAGCCGUAGCGACGACUCUGGAUCCGACUACAAGCCCACGGCGGCUGCGUCUCGCAUCCCGGUCAACACCGCCCUCAAGAAGCAGCGCUCCAGCUCGGCUCUGAACGCGACCGCGGCGAUGGCCACUCGUUCCGCCACCCGCUCCGCGUCCGAUACGUCCACGCGCGGCCGUGCGACUCGUCCAACCCCUCAACCCUAA
Molecule: messenger RNA, 1644 nt
Organism: Apiotrichum porosum
Lineage: Eukaryota; Fungi; Basidiomycota; Tremellomycetes; Trichosporonales; Trichosporonaceae
Exons: 5
Coding region: 1-1644 (547 amino acids)
Biological process (GO): peptidyl-L-cysteine S-palmitoylation; protein targeting to membrane
Cellular component (GO): Golgi apparatus; endoplasmic reticulum
Molecular function (GO): protein-cysteine S-palmitoyltransferase activity
Source: RefSeq, a predicted model, not a curated record